GACAAUUAAAAAUUACAUCUCUAAAAAAUGGAAAAUCUGCUAAUGAUAAUUUAAUUUGGCUACAUCUUAAAAUGAGCCAAAAUACAUUUGUUUUCGUGGAAUAUUUUGUAUGCGGAAAAUUGGUUGAAAAUAACACAGAUGAUUUUGGUUUAUUCCUUGAUGCAGCAAAUGGGAAUGAUAUUAUUGCUAUCUAUUUUGUUGGAAGAUGCUAUGUAUUUGCAGAAUGGAAGCUUGGAGAAUAUUCUAAAGCAUUUAAAUUGUUCAGAAGCGCAGCCGACAAAGAAAAAGCCACGGAAAAUAUGAGCGAAGGGUUUAAAUAUCUUAAGCAAGCUGCUGAAAUGGGAGAGCAUAAUUUAACGUAUGAGCUUGCCCGAUGUUAUGCAGAUGAACACCAAGAGACUUGUACAAAGCUUCAGAAUGAUAUCAAAAAGCUACUGAAAGUGGACUGGAUUUCCGUAGCUAUCGUGGACAAGUCACUGCUAGAAUCAAGAGAGGGUUAUCUGAGUCAAAAUGCUGAGUGUUAA
Messenger RNA from Dentiscutata erythropus, 524 nucleotides. NCBI's taxonomy places the organism in Eukaryota, Fungi, Glomeromycota, Glomeromycetes, Diversisporales, Gigasporaceae. The record is from the annotation of a GenBank genome assembly.